This is a messenger RNA of Hydatigera taeniaeformis, 4452 nucleotides long. NCBI's taxonomy places the organism in Eukaryota, Metazoa, Platyhelminthes, Cestoda, Cyclophyllidea, Taeniidae. The record is from the annotation of a GenBank genome assembly.
AUGCAAAAAACUCCAUCGGAACGUUCCUCAGAAGGCUCAACCGAACAGCCAUCAAUCACAUCGCCGUGGAGUCCGGAGGAGAGACUGACUGUUGUUGCUAAACUGCACGACCUGGAGCUGGUAAAUAAACGUCUAACCGAGGAGAAAUCCCACUUGCAAAGGCAACUGCAACACGUCUUGCGACGACUCGCCUCCGAUCGUUUCAUUCGACAUGGGAGAGACUUAGAGGAUGUAUCCAAUUUGCUCUGUGAACUCAUUCAAUCCGCAGAGGUAGAACGACCGAGCAGUAGCAGCAUUCAAGCACCUCUAGCCUCCACUGAAUCCACAAGUUGGAUGGAGUCCAACGGGCCAUUGUCGCUAACGCAAUAUUCUAGUCUCUCCGACACCUUCGAAAAAAUUGUUCUUGAACAGGACCCUGUCGCAAAAAUGAGUCUGGACCUUUCCUCCUCAGAAGAGGUGGAGGGUGGCCGACCCCCCGAAGAAGUAGUACAAUCUGGCAAAAAAAUUGAUGCUACAGCCACGACAUCGACAACUGCAGUCGAGCUCUACCAUUCGCCUUUAAGUUCUGAGGCCUCAGGGGAGCAGGUGGAUUGGGGGCUUCACAUUCCUCCGUCUUCGCCAGCGCUUUCGUAUUCAACCGAAUCCUUGGGCUCUAUUGAUGGCGCGUCGAUAUCUCAUGUUCGCGUACCACUGAGUUCAAAGACUCAUACAACUCCUCAAACGCCCAUUUUGUCUCGCCGACUCCAACACACAUCCUCUCUUCCCUCAUCACCACAUAAAUAUCUCCUUCGGCAGGAAACGCUCCGUGGGACUGAGGAGACCAGACAUUCAGUGUCAAAGUGGUUGGAGCUUUCUGUUUCGGAGGUAAUACAAAAAGCCAAACAGGAGGCAUUCAAGGCACCACCCAGUCCAAGGAAAGCGGAGAGCAUCGUUGAACACGCACAAAGGUCAUCUUAUGUUCCCCAUCCCCUGAGACAAGCACUCAAACGAAGUUCUCACAAACCAAGAGUCAAAGUUGGCCCAUCAGAGGACUUUUUAAAUGAAUUUUUUUCGUCCUCUGCAGCCACAAGUAAAACCCUUCACGAAGAAGGUCUUCACGCAGCCAUAAUUUUUAGCCGAUUUACAGAAGUGGCCAGAGAAUUAGGAAGUUUGUUCACUCAUCUGCAUGCCUACACGUGUGCACGAAAGCAUUGCUUUGCCAUUCAAAGCAUCCCUGCUCAAGAAUUGCAGAUAAGCAUCAACUACUUCCUUAAAACUCGGAGAACAAAUUUUGAUCGCCUAUGUGGAGAAGAAACGUCGUCUGAGGAGGCCCGUUCUACAGCUGGAAUACCUCUUACUACACCCACCAUUGAAAUCACUCCCUUACCUCAAAAAUCGCCGUCACUUCCUCCUCAUCCUUUCACUAGCCACUUCCGAAGCUCCUCCGCCUCCACGGAAUACAAUCUCCCUCCGACAGAGGACAGCAACAACAAUAUGGAGACAGAACACUUGGAAGCACAGAAGAAAAGCACGUAUCAAGCAGGCCCUCUUUCAAAGUUGAGUUCACGUUUCAAGUUGUGGCAGAGGUUUUGGUGUGUGCUGGCGGAUAAGUCUCUUCUUUUUUAUGCUGACGAAACCGAGGUGGAAAAGUGGCCAAAGAAGUGCAUUGAUUUGUCCGAUGUACAGCGAGUUGAGAGACGUCACGAUCAUCGGCCCGAAGGGAGAGGCAAAUCGACCAGCUCUUCUGCCAUCAAUUUAGUUUUACAAAGUGGAAAGAUUUGCACCGUUCGAUCUCCUAGGAUUACCGAAACGCGUGUUUGGGAGAAUAAAAUUCGUCGAGCUUUGCGUCGUGUUCAAGCGGAAAAGAUCUCGCACAUGUAUGGUGCACAGUUGGUCACCAGCGGUUGGCUGCGAAGAUACAGAAGAGGACAGAGCCACCGUGUGUGGGGAAUGCUGAUGGGGACGUUUCUAAUCUACUCUCGAGACUCCAGAGGGCAAUACUUGAUCGGUUUCCGAGAUCUCACAACUACCUAUAUUCGAUGCCCUGCAGAUCCUGAAGAAAGAGCUAUCGAUGUUGAUACUGAACUCACUUCUUCGCAAUUGGCAUACGAUGAUUACGAUGCACCGGACUCCGAGUCAGACACAGGGAUUGAUAUCAAUGGUGUCAGCAAUUUGACAAUUUCUCUGUGGGCUCCAAAUCGAGAUCCAGUGUAUUUGGUGUGUUCAAAUGAAGAUGAGUAUGAACGAUGGAAGUAUCACCUCUUCCGAGCGUGUUGGUUCUCAUCGCUACCCACCGAUCCAACAGUGAGCAGCACUGAACCUGAAUCGCGUUUCCUCCACCUGUGGAAACAGCUAGUUAGGCCACGUUGUGUCCUUCAUCGAAGCCAUUCCGAGGUUCCAUUAAAGGAGCCCCUUUCACGAAUUCUUGACACUUUGAUGGAAAAUGAUGCCCUUCGACUAUCCGAAAAACUCCUCUCACUUUCCACUCUGCAUGCCCGACGUCAGGAACGCAUGGUUGAAGAGGCUGAUCAUAGACCCAGUGCCAUGUAUCGCUUUCCAGUUGAUGCUGACAAGUACAAUUUAAUCAAAGAGAUUGCUCAAAUGUGUUUUGAGAGUAGCGGACUCAAAGAUGAACUCUUUCUGCAGCUGAUCAAGCAGGCCACCCCAUCUACUUACGCUCUUCGCACAGAGGUACGUCAGUUUGGUACAGAACCAACCCGAAGACGGGCAACCAGAGUUGUGGACCUUCUGUGUCAUCGCGACGGAGCUGAAGGGAGACGGGCCAUCAGUACGCAACGCCAACAAUCUGAAUCACAGCGCUAUUCCUCGCCACCGGGUUACUCGCACAAGUGGAUCCCCAUCAUUGUAAUGUGGGAAUGUUUGGCAAUUUACUCAACUGUAUUUCUCCCCUCACCGCCGGUGCUUGCCUGCCUUCAGGCUUACUUAUCCCAGUUCACCCUAAGGGCUGAGACAAGUCAGGAGGAGCACACGACCUCGCCCCAUGGCCGACGCAGAAGGACUACUGAGGCCCGAAAACUCUAUAGUGAAGUUAGUCGCUUUGCUGCCUUCUGCACAGAUAUGCUGAUGAGAUGCCGCAUUCGUGGGGGACGUCGAAUUGCACCUUCGUGCUUUGAAGUAGUAGCCAUUUCUUUACGCAAUCCAUACACUCACAGCCUCCCUUUCAGUCUCCCCAUUCACAUUCAUCUGCCCAGUGGCUACGAGGUUGUCAGUUUUGACGGAACGAUGAAGGUGUCCCAACUAAUGGGAAGUCUUCUUAACAAGCUUGGACUCUCUGAAGCAGUCACACAGAAUCUCUGCCACUGCGGGCUAUACUGUCGAAUCUCAGGUCCGCAGUACGUAUUUGGCAGAACUCCUGCGAGACCCAGGCUGAUAUAUUUGGAAGCUGACUGGAAUGUGUGCGAUGUGAUCUCACUCUAUGAAUCCACAUUGACUCGAACAGAUCAGGGAUCCGACUUCAGUCUUGAGGAUAUGACAAUCGACAUUGUCUUCCUUGUCACUGCAGUUUCCAAAAAGACCAUUGUUCAAACAUCCUCCCUGACCGAACGAAUAAUGGAUAUUGUUGCACACCAAAUUCACUCAGAUCUAUUAUCAGGUGAACUGAAUAUCAUUCUUCGUGGUGUGCACUUCCUUGAACUGACAGCUCUCAUGUGUCGCUGUGACUAUGUGGAUUAUGCCGAACUACAAAGACGGCAGGAAGUCAGUCUCACACAAAUAGUUGAUCAGUACUUUCCACAACACUGUCUCACUGUGUGGGGCCGUGAGGAUGAUCAAGCCUUGAUUGAACUUAAACUACUUCUCCUAGAAAGAUGGAAUAAGGUGUGCUGCGAGACUUCGCACCCUGAAAGCCCCACAGAUUCCACUGACGUCCGACUUCCUCGACCCUCCUAUGCCUAUACUAUGUACUUCUGGCGUCUGAAUCCAGCUGGAGCCUGUGUGCGCCACUUUCCCUGUAACUUGAUUAAUAUUCCAGAAGUGCCUCCUGACGAGACUAUAUGGUUGGCAUCCAGUUUUGAUAAGAUAAGCCUUCUCAGAAUUCACGCAUUUGAUAGCAUAGUGCCACACCCCGUUCAUCCCGUUGGCAUUGAAAGGGCUGUAUCAGGAAUGACCUGCUUUAAGCACAUACCUUUAAGUCGGGUCGUAUCCUUCGGUGUUCAACAGACUGGAGCUUUCUUUUUGGUCUUCUCCAAAGUCUCCAAGACACGCCAUUUACGCCGAAAGCAAGGACAUCAUAAAAGUCAUUCGAGUCGGGGUGAGAGUGCCGCCUCCACCACACCGACAGUAAUGGCAUCUGCAACCAGAGAACGAAGAAGAGCAUCUGUCCGUGAGCCCUAUGCAAAAAUGUCCUUUCCUGAGCCAGAGACACAACUGGAGAAGUUACUCUUCUUCGUGCGAGACCUCUGUGAGAUAAAUGAACUUUGUCAGGUGCUAACGUUUUAUCUGGAGAAUGUUUAG